UCUCGAGUCCGUUCUGGCGGCUUGUCGGCGAAUAUUCUAUUCUUCUGCCACAAGAAUUCUGAUUACAUCUUCGCUCUCUCUCUCUCCACUUCAUCCCCAGCCGAGGUCAAUGCUGUCGAUCCGCGGGGCCUGCCACUAAUAAGAACAUCAAAUUAUGAUCCAGCUCAUCGGGCCCGUUAAUGGGGUCCGUCUCAUAAAUGAGACCGGAGGCUCAUUCCUCUCCUCUUCUCCUUACCCCGGAUAUCCGUUCUCUCGGUUUAAUUAUCCGCCCUCAAUUUGUCCAUCAUGGAUUCGUUGCUGUUUCUCCUGGCCUUCUCUCUACUAGAGGGCUACCUUUUGCAGCGGUCGGUCUUUCUGGAUGUUGCCUUUCGCAAGCUCUGCCUGGCCUCCUUCGGUCUGAACCUGGUCCUCUUGGGGAUCUGGAAUGUUCUCAUCUACCCUUUCUUUGUGACGCCUUUGCGCCAUCUGCCUACUUUGGGAGGGAAUUUCAAUCACGCCCGUAUCAUCUUUGACGACCCUCGCGGUCGCCUGCCGUUGCAAUGGAUGAAAACCAUUCCCAACGAGGGUCUCAUCCAUUUUCGCGAUGUCGUUAACAGAAGUCACCUGGUGGUCACCAGCCACCAGGCCCUGCUGGACAUUAUGAGCACGCACACUUACGACUUCGAGAAACCCUGGCGUGCCCGCGACUUCCUGGCCCGUAUCAUCGGUUUCGGUCUGAUCUUAUCCGAGGGCAGUGCCCAUAAGAAGCAACGCAAGGCGCUGACGCCCUCAUUCCACGUCAAGAAUAUUCGCGCCCUGUACUCGCUGAUGUGGGAGAAGACGGGCAUGCUGAUGGACGAGCUGGAGAACGAGAUGCGACUGAAUCCCAUGGAGGGGGCCAGUCCCGACAGUGGCGAGGGGAAGAUCGAGAUGAGUGUGUGGGCCAGCCGUCUUACCCUCGAUAUUAUCGGCCCCGCUGCUAUGGGCCGUGAUUUUGGCUCCCUGCAGAACCCCGAGAACAAGGUCGCUGACAGCUUCCUGGCCAUCUUGGAGCCAACCCGGGAGAAAAUGGCCUUUCUGGCCGUCAACUUUGUGCUGCCGCAGUGGUUCGCCCGCCGCAUUCCUUGGCGCCUGAAUCGUGUCGUCUCUGAGGAGACCGGGUUUCUGCGCGAUCUAUGCAAGGACAUCGUGCAUGAAAAGCGCGCCGCCAUCACGGCUAGUGGUGCUACGGCGAAGGAGCUUGAGGCCGAUAUCUUAGGCUCGAUGAUGCUGGGUGGCGAUUUCACGGAUGAUGAGCUGGUCGAUCAGAUGUUGACAUUCUUGGCAGCCGGCCACGAAACCACAGCCAGCGCCUUCACCUGGGCUUGCUACCUGCUUACCCUGCAUCCGGAAAUUCAGGAUCGCCUGCGCGAAGAAAUUCGUCAAAAGAUUCCGUCGGGGUCCCACCCAAUCACCUGGUCAGACUUGGAGUCCAUGUCCCUGCUCAACGGCGUUUGCCAGGAAGUUCUGCGCCUGUACCCGACGGUGCCGGUGACGCUGCGCGAAUCCAUCCGCGAUACCACCUUGGCCGGUAAACACGUCCCCAAAGGCACUCGUAUCAUCCUCUGUCCCUACGCCAUCAACCGGUCGCCGGAGUUCUGGGGCAACGACGGUGAGACCUUCCGGCCCGAUCGCUGGAUCGAUACGGACAAGAACGGCCAUGAUAUCGUCAAUCAUACGGGCGGCGCGUCGACCAACUUUGCCCAGAUUACUUUCCUGCAUGGUCAACGCGCGUGUAUAGGCAAAGACUUUGCGCGCGCAGAGUUGCGCUGCGCAGUGGCCGGCGUUGUGGGCAGAUUCCGUUUCGAGAUGCAGGACCCCAAGCAGACGAUUCGUAUCGCCGGCGCGGUAACUACAAAGCCUGUCGAGGGCAUGCAUUUGAGGAUGAAAAGAGUGGAUGGCUGGUGAGGCUUUUUAAUGAUGUCAUGAUUUUUAUGGCUUGCUAUCAAUUUGUAAUAACUGUACGACUUUUCCGUUAGGUGAUGUAUUAUUGGAUCCAAUUUGACUUAUUCCGAUAUGAGCUUCUAUGCUUUGAUCAUCUUAGGAUGCGAGGGGCC
Molecule: messenger RNA, 2075 nt
Organism: Aspergillus melleus
Lineage: Eukaryota; Fungi; Ascomycota; Eurotiomycetes; Eurotiales; Aspergillaceae
Product: cytochrome P450
Exons: 4
Coding region: 286-1926 (546 amino acids)
Molecular function (GO): monooxygenase activity; heme binding; iron ion binding
Source: RefSeq, a predicted model, not a curated record